Molecule: messenger RNA, 3329 nt
Organism: Nomascus leucogenys (northern white-cheeked gibbon)
Lineage: Eukaryota; Metazoa; Chordata; Mammalia; Primates; Hylobatidae
Gene: PRPF40B
Product: pre-mRNA processing factor 40B
Biological process (GO): mRNA cis splicing, via spliceosome
Cellular component (GO): U1 snRNP; U2-type prespliceosome
Molecular function (GO): protein binding; RNA binding
Source: RefSeq, a predicted model, not a curated record
AAACACACCGGGCCGGUCGGGGCCCCGCUCGCCGGCGGGAGCCACCGGAGCCCCGGCCACGAAGGGGUGCGACCCCCCGCCGGCCCCGCCCUCCCGGCUGCGGUCUGGCCAAUCAGAGCGGCUCUUACUGGCGGGUGGGCUGAGCCGGCCCAGCUGCUCGGAGGCUCUGGCAUGUCGGUUCCCGAUUCUGGUCCCCGGCCCCCAGCAGCGCCUGCCCCCUUCCCACCGGGGCCCCCCAUGAUGCCACCACCCUUCAUGCCCCCUCCAGGGAUCCCCCCACCCUUUCCUCCGAUGGGGCUUCCCCCCAUGAGUCAGAGACCACCAGCUAUCCCCCCCAUGCCACCUGGCAUCCUGCCCCCAAUGCUUCCACCAAUGGGGGCGCCACCACCACUCACACAGAUACCAGGAAUGGUACCUCCGAUGAUGCCAGGAAUGCUGAUGCCAGCGGUGCCUGUCACCGCAGCGACGGCUCCGGGUGCGGACACCGCCAGCUCUGCUGUAGCUGGGACAGGCCCUCCGAGGGCCCUAUGGAGUGAGCAUGUGGCCCCAGAUGGGCGCAUCUACUACUACAAUGCUGACGACAAGCAGUCCGUGUGGGAGAAGCCCAGCGUGCUCAAGUCCAAGGCAGAGCUGCUCCUGUCCCAAUGUCCCUGGAAAGAGUACAAGUCGGACACAGGCAAACCUUAUUACUAUAACAACCAGAGUAAAGAGUCUCGCUGGACCCGGCCCAAGGAUCUGGAUGACCUAGAGGCAGUUCUAGUCAAACAAGAGGCUGCAGGGAAACAGCAGCAGCAGCUGCCACAGACACUUCAGCCACAGCCACCUCAGCCACAGCCUGACCCCCCACCUGCACCUCCUGGCCCCACCCCAGUGCCCACAGGCCUCCUGGAACCUGAGCCAGGUGGGAGUGAAGAUUGUGAUGUGUCGGAGGCCACCCAGCCCCUGGAACAGGGGUUCCUGCAGCAGCUGGAGGAGGGCCCCAGCAGUUCUGGACAGCAUCAACCACAGCAGGAGGAGGAGGAAUCAAAGCCAGAACCAGAGAGGUCUGGCCUCAGUUGGAGCAACCGGGAGAAGGCAAAGCAGGCAUUCAAGGAACUGCUGAGGGACAAGGCUGUCCCCUCCAAUGCCUCAUGGGAACAGGCCAUGAAGAUGGUGGUCACCGACCCCCGUUACAGUGCCUUGCCUAAACUGAGUGAAAAAAAGCAGGCAUUCAAUGCCUACAAGGCGCAGCGGGAGAAGGAGGAGAAGGAGGAAGCCCGGCUAAGGGCCAAAGAGGCCAAGCAGACCCUGCAGCAUUUCCUGGAGCAGCAUGAACGCAUGACCUCCACCACCCGCUACCGGCGGGCAGAACAGACCUUUGGGGAGCUGGAGGUCUGGGCUGUGGUCCCUGAGAGGGAUCGAAAAGAGGUUUAUGAUGAUGUCCUCUUCUUCCUGGCCAAGAAGGAGAAGGAACAGGCCAAGCAGCUCCGGCGCCGUAAUAUCCAGGCCCUAAAGAGCAUCCUGGAUGGGAUGAGUAGUGUCAACUUCCAAACCACGUGGUCCCAGGCCCAGCAGUACCUCAUGGAUAACCCCAGCUUUGCUCAGGACCAUCAGCUGCAGAACAUGGACAAGGAAGAUGCACUGAUCUGUUUCGAGGAGCACAUCCGAGCUUUGGAGAGGGAAGAGGAGGAGGAACGGGAGCGGGCCCGGCUUCGGGAGCGACGCCAACAACGCAAGAAUCGGGAGGCCUUCCAGACCUUCCUGGACGAGCUGCAUGAGACAGGGCAGCUGCACUCUAUGUCCACCUGGAUGGAGCUAUAUCCAGCAGUCAGCACUGAUGUCCGCUUUGCCAACAUGCUGGGCCAGCCGGGCUCCACCCCUCUGGACUUGUUCAAGUUCUAUGUGGAGGAGUUGAAGGCACGAUUCCAUGAUGAAAAGAAGAUCAUUAAGGAUAUCCUUAAGGACCGGGGCUUCUGCGUGGAGGUGAACACAGCCUUUGAGGACUUCGCCCACGUCAUAAGCUUUGACAAGAGGGCUGCUGCACUGGACGCAGGCAACAUCAAGCUGACCUUCAAUAGUCUGCUGGAGAAAGCAGAGGCACGGGAGAGGGAACGGGAGAAGGAGGAGGCACGCAGGAUGCGGCGCAGGGAAGCUGCCUUUCGAAGCAUGCUGAGGCAGGCUGUGCCUGCUCUGGAGCUAGGCACUGCCUGGGAAGAGGUCCGUGAGCGUUUUGUGUGUGACUCAGCCUUUGAGCAGAUCACCCUGGAGUCGGAGCGGAUCCGGCUCUUCCGGGAGUUCCUACAGGUGCUGGAGCAGACUGAAUGCCAGCACCUCCACACCAAAGGCCGAAAGCAUGGCAGGAAAGGCAAGAAGCACCAUCGCAAGCGUUCCCACUCACCCUCAGGCUCUGAGUCAGAAGAAGAGGAGCUGCCCCCACCAUCUCUCCGGCCCCCCAAGCGGAGGAGGCGGAACCCCUCAGAGUCAGGCUCUGAGCCCUCUUCCUCACUUGAUUCAGUUGAAAGUGGGGGUGCUGCCCUUGGAGGACGGGGCUCCCCUUCCUCCCAUCUUCUUGGAGCAGAUCAUGGCCUUCGGAAAGCCAAGAAACCAAAAAAGAAAACUAAGAAGAGAAGACACAAGUCGAAUAGUCCUGAGAGUGAGACAGACCCUGAGGAGAAAGCUGGCAAGGAGAGCGAUGAGAAAGAACAAGAACAGGACAAGGACAGGGAGCUGCAGCAGGCAGAGCAUCCUAACCGUUCCCCAGGCUUUGGAAUCAAGAAGGAGAAGACAGGCUGGGACACGUCAGAAAGUGAGCUGAGUGAGGGUGAGCUGGAGAGGCGGCGGCGGACACUCCUACAGCAGCUGGACGAUCACCAGUGACCCAAUGAGCUGUUCUCUGCCUUGGGUCUGUGUGAGGCCAUGACUCCUGGGCCACCCUCACCGUCUGCCUCAGACUUCUUCCUUAGUCUGGUCUGUGUCCACUUUUUCUAAAGUAACCCCACCCCCAGCACACCAUUGUUGGCACCUCUCAAGGUUGCUCUUGGUGUUCAAGGGUCCCCUACUCCCUGGACUAGUGCAGUCCUUGCCCUCAGCCCCAGACCAGAGAUGGGUGGUAUAUGCCAUGUGGGGUGGGUGAUGCCAGUAGAUAAAAGUGUGAGAGAAGGGGUCUCCAGGGAAGAGUCACAGGCUGUUGGACACUGCCUGGGUGGCAGAGGGCAGGGUCAUCACUCUCUAGCAUCAGUGCCUGCUCCUGCCUGCCCUGGCCCUGAGGCUCCACCACUUCUUCCUCCACCCAGGACCUAAUGUACGUGUGUUUUGUUUUUUGUUUUUUAAAUAACAAUAUUUAUAACAUG